AUGCAUUCAUUCAGGGCUGCCUCCAACGAGUGCUGCCUCUCAGUGCCGGUCAGGUGUGACUUUCAGAGUUCUUUUGCUUUUGCCAGGCAUCCUGUUGGCCAGGUCCAGAGUCCCUCGUGUGUCAGAGUCCCCGGCGGGACUCUGCCGUGCUCUGCACCCAGGCGAGGCUGCUGCUGCUCCUCUGCGAGGGCGUUGUGCCUGAGCAGCGGCCCCGCCGGGCCCGGGCCGCCGUCCCUCCGCCGCGGGAGGGUCCCGGCCGCCCUGGCCGCGGAGCGGCUGCUGGAGGCGCGGGCGGCGGGGCCGUGGCUGUGCGUGGACCUCGGCGUGGGCGGCGGCAUGAGCGAGAAGGAGAGCGGCCGCCUGGCCUCGCAGAUCCGGAGGCUCUACGGGGCGAACCGCCGCGCCGCUCGGCCCUUCUGGCUGUGCCUGACCGAGUUCGCGGCGGGGACAGCGAUCUACGAGCAGUGCUUCCGCAUGAACGACGGCUUCGCGGGGUACCUGAUCGAUACAACCCCAGAGAGUUACCUGGACCUGUUUCCUUUGGAGGCCAUUGUUUAUCUCACUCCUGACUCUGAGAAUGUGCUGGAAGACGUCGAUCCCAGCAAGGUGUACGUGCUGGGAGGGCUGGUGGAUGAGAGCAUCCACAAGCAGCUGACCCUGCGGAGGGCGCGGGAGCAGCGCCUGCACACAGCCCGGCUGCCCAUCCGGGAGUACAUGGUGAGAGCCCCCAACGCCAGGAACUACCACUCCGAGACGCUGGCCAUCAACCAGGUCUUUGACGUCCUGUCCACCUACUACGAGACACGGAGCUGGCCAGCAGCCCUGAGGGCUGGAGUUUCUUCUGGAAAAGGCUACGUGCUGCGGGACACAGCGGAUCAGGUGGAAACAGCCCAGAGCACCACUGCUGCCCAAGGAAACUCUUUAUUUCGUGCUGAGGAGCCGCACAGGCAGGAAGCAGCAGCAUGACUGUGCACAGGAGACAGCUGUUUCCAGCAGAGUGAGGACCUCGUUGGAGCAACACCUUCUACCUCAGGAAUGCGGUGCUGGACAUCGCCCGUGGCCCCCAGCAGGAAAGGAAAGCCUGGCGGAGCCUGGGAUCAAGUGAAAACUGACAGGAAUUCAGUUUUGCUUCUUUGCAGCUGUUUGUUUGUGACUCCUGCACCUAUGCUUGUUCUGAGGUGGGGAGGAGAGCUUUAGGGUGUGUUCUUCAUUUUAUUGAAACAGAGUAAGGUGAAGUUAGGAUUGCAAAGCUUUUGGGCAAGGGAAGCGCCCUGCCAGGGGACAGGAGAGUGCUGCUCCUGCAGGAGAUGGGCAGCAGCUCCCAAGGGCACUGUGUCCCAGCAGCUUAAACCCACCGAAGGCUUGGUGGGUUGUUGAAGCCUUUGGCUAGUUGUAUGCAUCUAAUAUAAAAUAAAAGGUUUAGAUCCCCA
Molecule: messenger RNA, 1430 nt
Organism: Pyrgilauda ruficollis (rufous-necked snowfinch)
Lineage: Eukaryota; Metazoa; Chordata; Aves; Passeriformes; Passeridae
Gene: TRMT10B
Product: tRNA methyltransferase 10B
Exons: 8
Coding region: 1-966 (321 amino acids)
Biological process (GO): tRNA N1-guanine methylation
Cellular component (GO): nucleoplasm; nucleus
Molecular function (GO): tRNA binding
Source: RefSeq, a predicted model, not a curated record